AUGAGAUGUUUUCUUGUUAUUAUAUGCUUAAUUUUGAAGUCUGUAGGAGCCUUCAUUCACCCAAUUACAAUACGAGGAAAGUCUUUUGUUGACAGCGUCACACAGGAGCCGGUAUGUUUUAUACGUUUAUAGAUUCGGGAAUUCAACUAACUAACCAUUUAGUUUUUUAUCAAAGGAGUUGAUUACCAACCAGGUGGUUCUUCAGGAGUUACGGAUACUAAGGAUCCUUUAUCAGAUCCAAAAGAAUGUGUUCGAGAUAUAAUAAUGCUUCAAGAUUUGGGGAUUAAUGUAUGUAUAUAUUUAUCUAAAGGACUACAUAAAGGAUACUAACAAGGAUUAGACCAUUCGUAUUUACUCGAUUAAUGCUGACCUUAACCACGAUAGAUGUAUGUCAAUGUUGGCCGCAGCGGGCAUUUAUUUGGUUCUCGACGUGAAUUCACCUUUGCCCAAUCAUCAUUUAAAUAGAAAUGAGCCAUGGAAGACAUAUAAUGAGCAAUAUUUGAAAAAUAUCUAUAAAGUAGUGGAACAAUUUUCAUAUUACAAUAAUACUCUUGGUUUCUUCGCAGGAAACGAAAUAGUCAAUGAUAAAAUAUCAGCCAAAGUAUGUAUAGGUAGUAUGAAUCAAGCUCAUACAGAAAACUAACAUAUGAUUUUAGAAUUCGCCCACGUACGUUAAAGCGGUAAUACGUAACCUCAAAAAAUAUAUUGACUAUAACUCACCUCGUCAAAUACCUGUAGGAUAUUCUGCAGCUGAUGAUUUAAAUUACCGAGUUUCAUUUUCAGAAUAUCUUGAAUGUGUUGACAAUAGUGUAGCAGAUUCAGUUGAUUUUUAUGGGGUUAAUUCAUAUCAAUGGUGUGGAGAACAGACAUUCUACACCAGUGGAUAUAAUAUUCUUGCCAAUGAUUAUAGUUCUUUUUCCCGGCCGGUCUUCCUCUCUGAGUAUGUAAAUUUUUCCCAAGAUCACAAGAACCAAUACUAA
Messenger RNA from Debaryomyces tyrocola, 980 nucleotides. The record is from the annotation of a GenBank genome assembly. Lineage: Eukaryota; Fungi; Ascomycota; Pichiomycetes; Serinales; Debaryomycetaceae.